AUGACAGUAUCCCCUCCGCACUACGGUAUUUGGAAAGGGAAUGGCGAAACAGUAUUAUACAGUAAAUAUGAUUAUGACACGAUAUAUUGGAUUGAAUCGCUGUGGGAUGAUAAACAGGUUCACACGUUUUUCAAAAAUCAUUGGUUCAAAUCGGUUUAUUUAUCGAUUGGUUAUGUGAUUUUGAUCAAUUUGUUGCAGAAAUUUAUGGAAUCCAGGAAACCGAUGAAGUUUGUUGGAUUUUGGGGAGGGAAAUUGGGCUAGGCCCGAAAGGGGCCUAAAAAAUUGGGAUUUUUUGAAUAUAAAUUUGUAUUAGUCUAUAGAAAUUUGAAGCCCAAGAUUGAGCCCGAAAGCCUAGUAUCAAAAUUUCUGGAUAAAAAGCCUAGGGUUAGAAAUUUGAAAAUUAGCUGAGGCCUAGGCCUGAAAAAUCCAGUCUAAAAGAGCCUGGGCCCAAAAAAUCUGAAUUUUUAGAGUUCAAAUUUGGAUUAGGCUUAAGCCUAACCUAAACCUGGGCCCGAAAAAGCCUGGUCUUUCUGGAUUUUUUGAGUGUAAAUAGGCCUAGGCCCGAAAUGAGCCUGAGCUCUCUGAAUUUUUCAAAUAUAAUUAGGCCAUAGAAUGACAGAAGCCUAGACUAGGCCCGAAAAAUCGGGAAAAAACAGUUUAGCAUGAGGAUAGGCCUGGCCUAAUUGAAAAUGGGCCUGGGCUUGCAAAUUUCUGGAUUUUUUGAGUGUAAAUAGGCCUAGGCCCACAAAAUUCCAGUCUAAAAGAGUCUGGGCUCGAAAAAUCACUGGAUAAAAAGUCUAGGCCUGAAAAUUAGAGAAACCUAAACCUCAGAUUAGGCCUGGCCUGGUAAUCUGAGGCCUAGGCCCGCAAAAUCCAGUUAUUUUGGAUCAGGCCUAAAAACAGGCCUAAACAAAUCUAGAUUUUCGGUACUGGCCCAAGAAAUCUGAAUGUUUUAAAUCUUAAAAUUGAGCCCGGGCUUCAGAAAUCUGAAUCUAUAUAUCCGGAAAAUUGUUAAAAUUUUGGCCCAGAAGCCCGUGGCCAAAAUUUCAACAAUUCUAGGCCUAAGCCCGAUUCAGGCCCAAAAAUUUCCCAAUGACAAUUUUUCUUUUUUUUUCCUCCAUAAAAAUCCACUGUUUCAAAAUUCCUAUGUAUUUUUUCUCAAAUUUCUCACGCUAAUUUUUCAAUCCUGUGAUAUUCAAAAAUCCACGUGGCAUAAUUUUGGUGCCGAAUUCAAAAAAAAAAAAAGAAAAAAUUCCAGUAUUCGUCCACUUCUUUUGUUCUGGAAUGGUGGUUUGGCGAUUUUCAGUAUUGUCGGCACUUUUCGAUUCGGAAUCGAGUUUUAUGACGCGGUAUUUAGAAAGUGAGUACUGUAGAGGGGGUACUGUAGGGAUCUACAGUACCCCUGGAAUUUUUAUACUGUAUCUAGACUACCGUACCCCAUUUCCAGAGGUCCCUAUGAUUCAAUAUGCUUCGCCAUCAAUCCAUAUUCACCGGCUGCAUUCUGGGGAUGCAUGUUUGCUCUAUCGAAAAUUGCGGAAUUUGGGGAUACUGUAUUUCUAGUGCUACGAAAACGUCCCGUCAUAUUCUUGCAUUGGUAUCAUCACGCUGUUGUGCUGGUUUUGGCCUGGCAUGCUGGUAAGAUUCGGGGAAAAAAUAAAAAAGUUUCGCCGGCAGGAGGUCUCGAACCCGGGUCGUGCGCAUGAUAGGCAAAAGCGCAACCAGCUGACCUAUAUCUAUCUUUUUUGAUAAGGGGGAAAAUGUUGGUGAAAAGGAGGGAGCUGCUUUUUUCAAGCAAGCCUGAAUUUUUGACCUCAGCGAGACUUUUUUUUUGUAAAAAAUUUUUCAAAUCAAAACACAAAGUUCAAAGGAUUAUCCUCAAUUCUUAAGUAAAAAGGUCAAAAUUUCACUUUUUCCUAAAAAAAAACUUUGGUUUUUUGAAUUUGCAAAAUUUAAUCACUGAAAAUCUGGAAAGAAAAACCGGUUAGGCUUCAUCUUAUUAUUUUUUCACGUCAUUCUAAAUAGAAAAAAGGUUGAUAAGCAAUUAUAAUUAAUUAAUUAAUCAAGGAACAAGGUAUACACAUCAUGAUUGUUUUAUUGGGCGGAAAAGGGGAUUUUUAGGCCCUAAGUUUGGGCCUGAAAUUCGGGCCUUUUGAGUCCAAACUCGGGCUGGGAUUUCUGGAUUUUAGGGCUUGAGUUUGAACUGCAAUUAUCGAUUUUUUGGACCUAUAUUCAACUUGAAAUUCCACGAUUUUAAGCCUGAAUUUGGCCUGAAAUUCUAGGACUUUUGGGGGCAUUGCUCAUAUUAAACCUAAUUUUAUCUCAAAAAUAAUUCGAAAUUCAAAUUUUUGCGCGAAAUUUCCACAAAUGUAUUCGAUGUUUUAUCAAAUGUCUAGUUUCGGAUAUUAUUUUUCACUUUUUCUCUCCGAAAUUCUCAUUUUCGCAUCAAAAACCAACCGGUUGGCAUUGGAAACACACGCUUUUUGUUUUGUUUUGUAUUCUCCUCAUCCAGAAUUGGAUAACACAUAAAAUGAGAGAGGAAAAACUGCCAUGGUGACAACUUUAGUCUUUUGUGUUCCGGUGGACAGGGGAUUUUUCAACGAAAAAAAAAAAAAAAAAAAAAUUUUGCCGGGAGGUGGAUUCGAACCGGGGUCGUAUGUGUGGCAGGCAAAAGCGCAACCAGCUGAGCUAUGUCUAUCUUCUCUCACGAGGGGGAAAAUGUUGGUGAAAAGGAGGAGGCUGUUGCGAACAUGAACUUUUGAACUUUUGAUCUCAGAAACCUUAACUUAUCUCCGUAGAAAUGUAGUUAGUCGAACUAGAGAAGUUCGCCUAACUAGAAAAUUUAAAAAAAAAUGUGAUUUUUGAUCUCUAGCACCGAUUUUUGCAGCCGUCGAAGUCACAGCCGCUGGAAGAUGGUUCAUUUUCAUGAACUAUUUCGUUCAUUCACUGAUGUAUACUUAUUAUGCGAUUACUAGUGUUGGAUAUCGAUUGCCGAAAAUUGUUUCAAUGUGAGUUGGGUGGAAAUCGGGCAUUUUUUGACACCAAAUAUGCCUUGGUUUGAUUUGAGGAUUUUUUGAAACAGUGAAGUUUUUGGAAAUCUAAUUCCACGUGGAAUGCACUUUUAGGGCAUUUUUUGAAAGCCAAAUUGAAAGAAAUCAUUUUCUGAGAAUUCACCAGAAAUUUUGUGAAAUUUUUGAAACAGUGAAUUUUUUUUGAGAAUUUUCGAAAUUUUCAAUGGACUGAAAAAUUCAUUUAAAAACUUUGAAACAGUUUUUUUUUCGUAAAUCGAACUCUUGAAAUAUGUAAUUCCACGUGGAAUGCAUUUUUUGAGGUCAAUUUUUGAAAACCAAAAUGUUAAAUUAAUCAUUUUCUGAAAAUUCACCGAAAAAUUUAUGAAAUUUUUGAAACAGUAAAAUUGAUCUGUCACCACAAAACACUAGGUGUGUCAUUCUUCUUCAUAAUUUUGUGAAUAUUUUGAAACAGUGAAAAUUUCUGAAGUUCAUGGUGUCGAAAAAAACCUCACAAUUGUUGGAAAAUUAAUUUUUGAAAAUUUCAAAUAAUUUUUGAAACAGUGAAAUUUUUUCGAAAAUAUUUUCGGACAUUUUUUUGAAAGCCAAAUUAGAAAAAAAACAGCAUUUUCUGAAAAUUCACCAGAAAAUUUAUGAAAUUUUUGAAACAGUGAAUGUUUUUGGGACUUUUAAAAAAAUUUCAAUGUACUGAAAAAUUCAUUUUAACUUUCAAACAGUAUUUUUUUCUAAAUCUAAGUCUUGAAGUAUGAAAUUCCACGUGAAAUGCAUUUUUUGAGUCAAUUUUUGAAUUCCAUAAUCAAAAAAAAAUCAUUUUCUGAGAAUUCACCAGAAAAUUUGUGAAAUUUUUGAAACAGUAUUUUUUCCUAUAUCUAAGUCUUGAAGUAUGAAAUUCCACGUGGCGUAUAUUUUUGAAUCAAUUUUUGAAAGCCAAAUUAGAAAAGUAAUCAUUUUCUGAGAAAUCAUCUAAAAAUUCAUGAAAUUUUUGAAACAGUGAAAUUUUUAGAAAUAAUAUUUUUGGGAGUUUUUUGUUGUUGGUAAAAUAAAAAAAAACAUUUUCUGAGAAUUCUUCUCCAAAUUUGUGAAUUAUUUGAAACAGUGAAUUUUUUUGGAGUAGAUUUUUGUGAUUUCGAGGAAAAAUCAUACAAUUGUUGGUAAAUUAAAUUUUGAAAAAUUCAAACAAUUUUUGAAACAAUGAACUUUUUUCGAAAAAAUAUUUUUUUGCAGUUAGAAAACUAAAAAAAUCAUUUUCUAAGAAUUCAUCAAAUAAUUUGUGAAUUAUUUGAAACAUUGAAUUUUUUGGAGUAGAUUUUUGUGAUAUCGAAAGAUACAGGGUGGCUGAUAAGUAUACAACGCUGUGUUUUAAGUUGUAAGUUGUAACAUGUUCCAGUACACAUCUGAUGAAAAUUCAUCAUUUUGAAUUCCUGGAGAACCUUCGAAGUUAAAACUCAAAAAAUCACUUUUUCCCUAUUUUUCCGAAAAAAAAUUUUUUUUCAAAAUACUUGAAAUUCUGCGGAUUUUCAAAAUAUUUUCCUGUUGGAUAGAAUAAAAAAAGAUGUUUGAGAAAUACAAACUAACGAUUCCAAUUGUUAGUCCGAAAUUUUCGGAUAAAAUGUGAAAUUUUUCGAAAAAUGAAGAUGUCUAGCAAAUUUCGAUAGUUAUAACGGUCAGAAUUUUCAAAACGUGAUGUUAUGAUUGUAAUGGGUUGAGAACAUCAUAUUUGUUCAUAUUCAGAAAGUUGAGAUCUCAUUUUAAGCUCUAGCUCUUAUCACAGUACGCUAAACUGUCAACACUCAAAAAACAACAGUUUCGCGGCGCACACCAAUUCCGAUUUUCUGAAAAGGUGCUCUUGAACUGAAUUUUUUUUGAAUAAGGUUUAUGAAUGCUGGAAGUAGAACAUAACGUCUAAAAAGUGUGUCUGGUUGUAUAUAACUGAUUUCUUCGUUUUUCACAAAGUUCUGAUAGAGGAAAGUUGGCCUAAAAUCAAUGUAAAAUGGACCUUUUUCAGCUCAAAUCACCAAUACACACCCAGAAAUUAACUUUUCUUAAAACACUCUCACAUUAGCUUUCUAGACUCAUUGGACUAUCCGAUCAACACUUAACAUAAGAAAAAUGACAAUCGGGGGCUUUCUGGGAAAGGCUUGAAAAACGUUGUAUACUUAUCAGCCACCCUGUAUGCCAACAUGAAAAAAAAUCAUUUGCUGAGAAUUCACCGAAAAAUGUAUUACAUGUUUAAAACAGUGAAUUUUUUUUUGAGAAUUUUUAAAAUUUUCAAUGUACUGAAAAAUUCUUUUAAAAACUUUGAAACAGUGAAUUUUUUUUCCUAUAUCUAAGUCUUGAAAUAUGAAAUUCCACGUGGAAUGCAUUUUUGAGUCAAUUUUUGAAAACCAGAAUGUUACAUUAAUCAUUUUCUGAGAAUUCACCGAAAAAUUUAUGAAUUCUUUGAAACAGUGAAUUUUUUGGGCUAGAUUUUUUCGCAAGUGCACAGAUAAUAUUGUUGGAAAAUUAAAUUUUGAAAAAUUCAUAAAAUUUUUGAAACAGUGAAUUUUUUUCGGAAAUAUUUUCGGGCAUUUUUUAAAUUCCAUGAAGAGAAAUAAAAUCAUUUUCCGAGAAUUCAUCAAAAAAUUUGUGAAAUUUUUGAAACAGUGGCUUUUUUUUGAAGAAUUUUUUGAAAUUUUCAAUUCACUGUAAAAUUCAUUUUAAAAAACUUUGAAACUGUAAACUUUCGUAAAUCUAUCUCUUGAAGUAUGAAAUUCCACGUGGCGUAUAUGUUUGAGUUAAUUUUUGAUGGCCAAUUAGAAAAAAAAAUCAUUUUCUGAGAAUUCACCGAAAAAUUUCUGAAUUUUUUGAAACAGCGAUUUUUUGGGGUAGAUUUUUGCAAUCGAGAGAAAAACCUCACAAUUGUUGGAAAAUUAAUUUUUUGAAACAGUGAAUUUUUUUCGGAAAUGUUUUUGGGAACAAUGAAGUUAACAAUCAUUUUCUGAGAAUUCACCAGAAAAUUUAUGAAAUUUUUGAAACAGUGAAUUUUUAAAAUUUUCAAUGCACUGAAAAAUUCAUUUAAAAACUUUGAAACAGUAUUUUUUCGUAAAUCUAACUUGAAAUAUGAAAUUUCACGUGGUGUAUCUUUCGAAUCAUCUUCCGAAUUCCAUAAUAAAAAAAAUCAUUUUCUGAGAAUUCACCGAAAAAUUUAUGAAUUCUUUGAAACAGUGAAUUUUUUUGAAGUAGAUUUUUUCGCAAUUGCACAAAAAAAAUAUUGUUGGAAAAUUAAAUGUUGAAAAAUUAAAACAAUUUUUGAAACAGUGAUUUUUUUUUUCGAAAAAAAUUUUUUAGGAAAAAAUUUUUAAGGCCUAGCCUUAUUUGGUUUCAAAAAGUUCAGAUUUGUCAGGCUUAAUUUCAAGCCUAAGCCUAAGCCUGAAUCUGGGCUUAUUUGGAUUCAAAAAUCCCCGAAUUUCAAGCCCAGGCUUAUGUUAUAUCAAAAAAUUCCAAAUUUCAGGCUUUGGCCUAAACAUAGGCUUAUUUAGUCUCAAAAAAUGCCCAAUUUCAGGCCUCGGCCUAAACUUAGGCUUAUUUAGUCUCAAAAAAUGCCCAAUUUCAGGCCUAAGCCUAAAUCCAGGCUCAUUUAGUCUCAAAAAAUGCCCAAUUUUCAGGACCGUCACAGCUCUCCAAACAGUUCAAAUGUUCAUCGGCGUCGGAAUCUCAAUACUCGUCCUAAUCAUCAAAUUAAACGGUCAACUAUGUCAACAAUCCUACGAUAAUUUGGCUCUAAGUUUCGCCAUAUAUGCCUCAUUUUUGGUGCUUUUCUCCAAUUUCUUCAACAAUGCUUAUUUGGUCAAAAAACCGAAAAAAGAAUAA
Messenger RNA from Caenorhabditis angaria, 6875 nucleotides. NCBI's taxonomy places the organism in Eukaryota, Metazoa, Nematoda, Chromadorea, Rhabditida, Rhabditidae. The record is from the annotation of a GenBank genome assembly.